This is a messenger RNA of Austrofundulus limnaeus, 3315 nucleotides long. RefSeq names its product GDNF family receptor alpha-4. Lineage: Eukaryota; Metazoa; Chordata; Actinopteri; Cyprinodontiformes; Rivulidae. The transcript has 8 exons. Bases 446 to 1735 code for a protein of 429 amino acids. Gene Ontology annotation, biological process: nervous system development. Gene Ontology annotation, cellular component: signaling receptor complex; external side of plasma membrane. Gene Ontology annotation, molecular function: signaling receptor activity. The record is from RefSeq and is a predicted model, not a curated record.
GCUUAAUGUCUCCUCCUGCACAAACACUUCUCACUCUCUCCCACCUCCUCGGCGCUUCCCAGCGCUCAGCAUCUCUCCAGCACCGGACUCUCAAGGACUUCUGCGACCACCCUCGACGCGCCCCCCACAGAAGCCUCCCCGCGGCGCAUCCCGGACGGCGCAGCGCACCGGGCAACUUUCACUCGCACCAUUACGCAUGGCUGCGUCUUUGCGCAAAAGCGCGACCAUCAUCAGAGCGCCUUCGCGGGAACUGAUGGGAAUGUGAGACACAUCGAAACACCGCACCAGCUCUAAAUCUGCAAAAAGGGCCCCCUUUAAGAGCGAGAGAAAAAAAAUCUUUGCGCAAAUGAGGAUUUCCAAACGCGCAACGGGACAUCCUUUUACCUUGUGAAUAUCCCGCUGUGGGUGAAGUAGCUCCGACGCAUCAGCUGAAAUUCUGACGGACAUGGAUCUGUGGGGAGUUCAUCUGUUCAUGCUCAUAACUUUUGCCUUGUUAGAAGUCAUUCUGGCCGGCACAGACUGUUUGGUGGCUGGAGAUUCGUGCUCCGGGGAUGAGACAUGUAGUCCACGUCUGCGUACUUUACGUCAGUGUGUAGCGGGAAACGGCAGCAUGAAGCUCGGCCCAGGAGCCAGGAGCCAGUGUGCCAAUGCAGUGUCCGCCCUUCUGUCCAGCCCRUUGCAUGGUUGCCAGUGUAAACGAGGAAUGAAGAAGGAAAAAAACUGCCUAAGCAUCUACUGGAGUCUUCAUCAGUCCAUCAUACACGGACUGAACCUCGUGGAGAGUUAUCCAUAUGAGGCAGUGCAGAGGGAUUACGAUUAUGUUCGUUUAGCCUCUAUUACAGCAGACACGGAUGUUGGCAUGGCGACGGUCAAUCGCUGCCUGGAUGCGGCCAAGGCUUGCAACGUGGACGACUUGUGCCAGAAGCUUCGCACAGAAUAUGUUUCAGCUUGUAUCAAACCCACUGCCAAAUCAGGCCUGUGCAACCGGCCAAAAUGCAAUAAGGCCCUGCGCAGGUUCUUUGACCGGGUUCCUGCAGACUACACACACCAGCUGCUCUUCUGCCCCUGUACGGACACAGCAUGCGCCGAGCGUCGGAGGCAGACCAUUGUACCCAGCUGUUCCUAUGAAAGUGUGGACAAACCUAACUGCAUUACACAGAUGAGGAUAUGUAAAGCUGACUAUGUGUGCAGGUCUCGCCUGGCACAGUUUCAGUAUGACUGCGAACCCUCGGAAACAUCUGCCAGUGGCUGCAAGCAAGGGAAGUAUGGAGCAUGUCUCCUCGCCUACACAGGGCUUAUAGGAAGUACGAUAACUCCCAACUACGUCGACAACUCCACAUCCAGCGUGGCCCCGUGGUGCUCCUGCUCAGCAAGUGGGAGCACGAGGGAGGAGUGUGAUCAUUUUCUGGGAUAUUUUACUGAUAACAUCUGUCUCAAAAAUGCUCUUGUGAUAUAUGAAAGUGAUUCAGACCAGCAGACGAUUCUCGGGCAGACCAGUAAUCCCAGCYCAGGAGGAGAAACCUGGAGCAACACUUCUCAACCAGAACCUUUGGUAACAAUGAGCAACAUUCUGGAUACUGUGAUACCUACACAGAUCCUUGGAAAUGAACUACUUGUGGGCCACUCCACCCUGCCCUCCGACAGUCUCCCAAACUCAGCCUGGUUUCACAACCUAAAGCUUGAAGCUGCCUUCAGCCUUCUCUUACCGCUUCUUCAUCUCCUCGAUGGACCAUAAACACCGCCGGGGGAGGAUGUCGCUGAGGACCUUCUGAGCAGAUGGGAGGACUGGUUCAGUUCAGAGGACCAUGUGUUAUUAUUCCUCCAUCUAAACGUGUACAGUGAUUUUUUUUCUAAUUUUGUGUCAAAAUAGUCUGCUUUCAUCUGCCUGUGUUCUCACACCCAGAGUGGUGAGGCCUUCGCAGACCAAUGCCAGUCAGUACGUUUGUACAAUGUGAUCAAGCCAAACUGAAAUCAAAGUACUGCUUUUAUGAACAAACCCAGUUUCAGCUAUUCAGCUGUAUUUAUAAUGAAACUGCGAAUAUAUGAUACUGUACCAUGCCAUGAUGUAUGUACAUGUAAAGGGACCUCAUGGGAGAAAACCAGUGAACUCUUGUCUGCAUCGCCCUCACUACCAUAAGUGUUGGGAGUCAUUUUAAAGAAGAACAACCUGCAACAACGCUCUACUCAGCUGGCCAAAAAAAAGGAACAAUUUUUCUGACCAGAACUGGAACAGAGGAGCAACACAAGAAUGACACACAACACACUGCUCAGACAUCCUGAAACAAAGAUCUGAUCCCACAUCCAGAAACUCAAACAGGAAGCAAUGCCUCUGCUUCAAGUGCAUAAAAAACUCUGACAUAGUGAUCACUCUUUCUGUGAAGCUGAAAUAACUUUGUAAGAGUUCAAGACUGCUGGACUUCAGCGAUAGUGCUACAGUUUAUAGAAGRUAUAAGUUCUUGGUCUUUAUCAGCAAAGACACGUUGUUGGAUGUGAAAGGGAAUAAUCAGAAAAGCAGUAACUCUACCUUUAGCUGCUGUGUGUGUUUGUGAGUUUWAAUCUUUUAAUCCUCCCUGUGUUAGUGAACAUUGCUACAUGGCGCUCCGAGUUUUUGUGCAACAGAAGAAAGCGAUGCUCCAUUCUUGUCUCGCCGACACCACGGUGGUGGCUGACUGAACAAAUGAUUCAGUGUUUUUUUUUGUUGUUGUUCAGAAACACACAGUGAAUUCUGAACAGACUCAAACAAGUGUUAAAUAAAAGUKCUCAGAUCAUUAUCUAUUUGUACCAUUCAGUAUUUUGAAAUAAAAGUCAACUGCUUCCUUUGAUACAACUAAGGUGGGUGGUUGUUGGUUGGAAGCAUCGCAGCAGUGAAAUUAAAACGGUAUUAUAUUCUAAAUAAGCAAACUGAACAACCAGAGAAACAUGAAGUGCAUCAUUUUGGGAACAAAUAAAACAGGAUUUGUAGUUUAAUCCAGACUUCACAAUCWGAUUGAUGCCUUAAGAACUUGCUUCAUUUCUGAGCCAAGUGCUUUUCUUUUGUUUACUUAGGACACAAAGUUCUUSCGGACUAAUUUAAACCAAUUUUGUCCUCUAAGGCUCUGAAUACCAACUUCCUGUUAUUGUCAGCUUGCUUUACUCAACAACACAUACGUAAGGCAAUCAGCUGAAGAAAGACAAAGAAAGUCCUGAUAGAAAUGUUAAAAAGAAGCUUGAAAAACAGUCAUAGUAUGGCUCAGAAAUGACUURAUAAACUGGAACACUUAUAGAUUCAUGACUGUGACAUCAAGUAACUCAUUAAAAGUUGUUUGCUGAUCAUUA